AAAGAUGAAAAUUUAAUUUAAAAAUCGAAAUGGAACUCAGAACCUCGUGACUUUUAACCCUAGAACACAGUCGUGGGGUAUCUGAUACCGACGCAAUUUGUUUCAUAUGGGCGCCUACCGGUGCAACACACACACACACACGUAUAGAAUGGUAAGAAAUAUAGGAUUAGCAUUCCACUACAUGGAUAAGGAUAUGAUGAAAAAGAUAAUAACCACUAUGAUUAGACCAAAAUUGGAAUAUGCGGAAACUGUGUGGUCUCCCCAUAAGAAGAAACACAAGAAAAACUAGAAAGAAUACAAAGGAUGGAAACGAAAAUGGUUCCAGAACUGGAGGGAUUGCCAUAUGAAGAAAGGUUAAAGGAAAUAGACCUACCUACUUUGGAACAAAGAAGAGAAAGGGGAUACCUAAUACAAAUUUACAAAUUAUUGAUUAAAAUGGAAGUAGACAAUGGGGAGUUACUACUGAGAAGGAAGAAAUACCAGCAACACACGAGGGCAGUAAAAAAAAAAUGAGGAAAGGAAGAUGCUUGCGAGACAAAGAAAUAUAGCUUCCCGCAAAGAAACAUGGAGGUUUGGAACAGACUAAGUGAGGAUGUAGUAUCAGCGAAGAGUGUGCACAAUUUUAAGUAAAAGCUGGACAAAUACUGAGAUGGAGACGGGGCCACACGAGCCCUGUAAAACUACAAGGUAAACACACACACACCCACACACACACAUCUAUCUAUACUAUACAUUUCUUCUUUGAUGAGACAUACUGCAAGCUGCUGUGUUGAAUGAUAAAGAGGAUAGGCGUGCGCUGGGUGGGUGGGGGGGCUUACUGUGUGUGUGUGUGUGUGUGUGAUGGUAUGGGCAAGAAGGUGGUGCGUGGUGGUGAGUGGUUGAGUAUAUUAUGUGUAAAGACGGUGAUGCUUGUAAAAAAAAAUGACUUGGCAACUCCUUCCCUUCUACAAACAAACGCUCGCAGCAUAACUCGUUUCGUUGACUUUCCCUUCCCUUUCUCCGCGUGUAAUAACCCGGACCGUUGGCCUUCCCGCACUCCCAAGACCCUCGCCCCUAAAACCCUCCACCACACGCUCUAUGUAGCCUCUGUAACCCCAGGCCGAGAGAAUAUCCACACACACACACACACACACACACACACCACCCUGCCAACACACGACACCUCUUCCUUUUAACACUUUGGGAUAUUAGGAAGUUAUGACUGCUAGACUGCCAGGUACAUUAUAUGACACACACACACACACACACACACACACACACACACACACACACACACACACACACAGAAUAACACGGAAGAGCUGUUAUGAAUACAUACUAAGAAUGAUGGUAAAAAGGAAAGCAGGACGGAAAGGGAGGAAACGAAAGGUUCGUGUCAAGAAAAAUAUAACUUCAUAGUUGGAGCUUCUUGACUGAUUUUGAUACUUUUAUAUAUGAUGAUAUUAAUGAUGACGAGGGUGAUGAUGAUGAUGGUUGCUCAAUGUUCUUACAAUAAAUAUUCAUGUGGUAUACCGACGUAAAAAAAUAAAUAAAUAAAUAAAGUAAGUUGAGUUUCUGUGAAUGAGAAAAACAAUAUAUAAAUAAACGUACGAUAAACGAGACUGUGGCGACAUCUGGUAAGGAGGCAAGGUAAGACGUGACUUGGGCGGGCAACCUGCGCUUCUCCCUCAUACAGUGAGAGGGAGAACUGCUGGUUGGCCGCCCACGGUUGCGCGACCCACACAGCUACACGACACACAUCACACGGCCCGCCACUCACGAACACAGCCUCCCUCACGCCAGCAGAGCCUUCCGACAGACGGUGCGCUAACCAUGAGGCACAUUGGUAAAUCGGGAGAAGAUUCAAAACUAAAUACUUGAACCGCAGUGUUUGCCCGUUCAGCGUGUGUGGCACGUGUUAUCGCCUCGGAACAAUGACGAUAAGAGAAGGUUCCCACGUUUCUGAAGUCCCCUGAAGCGGUGAAGCAACUCUCCAAGCGAGCCAGUGAACGUGGUGGUGAGAACACUUGAUCAGCACCAUGGGAUUCCGAAAUAACAGAGAAAGUUCUACUGGGCGACCAACGGAACUACCUGUCCAGAGCCAUGUGCGAGGGACUGGAGCAAAUGAGCACAACGCCCAGAUGAAUACAUUGGGAAGAGACGACAAAUCUGAUAAAGACGCUUCCCGGCGACCCCAAGUCUCAGCCUCUCCCCUGGGCAUCCCUCUCUCCGCGCUUUCACCACGACCCGAGCCGGAAAGGGAGACCCUCCAGGAAAGGCCCGGGUUCAGCGUGAAGCGGCUGGUCGUCCUUAGUACAGCAGGAAUUAUCGUCACCGGUCUGGUGUUCGUGAUCGUCCUAGUUCCGUUGUUAAAUUCAAAGGAGCUUCCCGAUUCUCGCUCCACCGAUAUCCCCGUAAGUGCUUCAGACAGUGACAGUGACUCAGAAGAAAGAUUUUCAAGGAAAACUUCAGUGUUCCUGAGUCAAGAGAACUCAAACAGGGUAGACAAUGCCCUCAGCGACGAGGAGUACUACGAGUUCUUGAUAACAGGCGUUGAGAAGGCCAUGAACCUAACAGCAGACCCCUGCCACGACUUUUAUGAGUACGCCUGCGGGAGGUGGGGUGUUCACAACCCGCCCCCUCAGGCUGUGGCCAGGUGGAGCAAUUUUGACAAUAUGACAUUACUACUCUGGAGCUUGAUGGAGGUGAGACUGAAACAACUUUCCAACGACACAAUUCUAUCACAGAGGACAAGUGAAGGUGAUACACAAACGAGUGAUUCCCCGCUAAAUAACGCCCUUCCUUCUGUUCGUGCCCUUAUGAUAGACUAUUAUAAAUCCUGCGAAAACGAGGAGCUGCUAUCGCAGAAAGAUGUGGUUCCGCUAAAAGGAGUGCUAAAUCAAAUGGACCAAAUGUACACUACUGCUUCUCAAGAACUUCAACCCUUACAGGCAUUCCAGAAGCUACUCGAGUUUGUUCACCAUGACCUUCAUGUUUAUGCUUUCUUCAGCUGGAAAGUUGAGACAGACAAUAAGAUUCGGGAUGCCAUGGCUAUUGAACUGAACGUGCCGCCCGCAGAGCUAAUACAACAGGGAACAGAACUAGAGGGGAAAACAGACCUUAUCCGAGCGUACGGUCUAUAUGCCAAAACAUUACUAGAACUGGUUGGUACUUUUAACAGUAAUAGCUUAGAUAAUGAAGUCAGUGUCAUUGUUGAGUUCUUUGAGACCUUCCACCCAAUUAAGGGAUCACCAUUAGUAAACAGGACAGGUGUAGAGAGCUUGGAUGAACUAGCUCCUAUUUUAGAAUGGCAAAAGUAUUUCAACAGUGCUUUCAAUAGAGUGGGUGUAUACAUUACAAAAGAUGAACAAAUUCUCUCCCAAGUUCAGGACUAUUUAGCAGUUCUCUCCAGACACAUAUUAUUGGAAAUUUCAACUCAUGGUGUGGAGAGACUUUAUGUGUAUCUUCGGUGGCAGGUGAUACAAUCAUACAGCCAGAUUUUACACAAGCCAGCUAGGAAUGCUAUUUUGCCACUAGUUCGUGAAAUAACCAAAGUCAAUACAACAAUUUCAAAUUUCCGUUUGCGCCCCUGUGUCAAGGAGGUGGUAGAAAGGCUUCCCCUUGCAACAAGUCACCUGUUACUAGAAAUCUUCAAAGAAAAUCUUCCUAAAACAACCAUCAGUGAUAACAUCCAGGUCGUCACAGAAAUGGCUGACGUAAUAAGAGAGGAAUAUAUUAAAUACAUAGAUUCUUUUACAUGGUUAGAGGCUAAUGCAAAAAGUGUCCUACUAGAAAAAUUAAGUAAAGUUGCCAUAAAGGUAGGGUACCCACCCAUUGUAGAUAAUCCUUUUGAGCUACAUGACUACUUUCAAAAUCUGACAUUCAAUGAGGACUUUUUCACCAAUCAAAUGGCUUUACUAAAGUUUAAUCGUGAUAACCACAUGAAACUCUUGCGACAACCACACCUAUACAGUGAAUGGCAGGUUCUGUCUCCCUUGUCUGUGAUAAGCUUUUACCUGUACCGGCGUAAUGCCCUUCUGAUCCCUCUGGGUGGACUCCUACACCCUGUAUAUAGCACUAGGCUGCCAGUCUACCUGGCCUACGCCACUAUGGGAACCUUGAUCAGCCACGAACUGGGCCAUUCUGUUGAUUUUGUGGGUCGCACAAGAGACAUGUAUGGAAGAGUUAAUAUUACUAUGUGGGAUGAGAAAACCGUAGAAGACUUUGUAAAGCAUGUCACGUGUCGAGUUGAGCAGUAUAGUCAAGCCUAUUAUCCCAUCCAGGGCUUACAGACUAUCUCAGAGGUGAUGGCUGAUGAUCCUAGUGUUCAAACUGCAUUCAUGGCAGGUUCCACCCACCUUCAGCAUCAUCAACUACCAGCUACAAUAAGUAACUUCUUGGAAAAAUUGAACCUUUCAUCAGAGCAGUUAUUUUUCUUGUACUAUGCCCAAAUGUUUUGUUCAACCUCAAGCCCAGAAAACCCUCUCCUUGGUAUCAAACACUACCCUCCUGAUUGGGCACGGGUUACAGCCACCCUUGCUAAUACUCCACAGUUCAAAGCAGCAUUUAGCUGUCAAAAAGGUACAGCACUGAAUCCUGAUAUCAAAGAAUGUAAAAUAUGGUAAACAGGGUAAUGUUACAAGGAAAUAAAUACUUUAACAA
This is a messenger RNA of Eriocheir sinensis (Chinese mitten crab), 4641 nucleotides long. Its product is annotated as endothelin-converting enzyme homolog. The coding region runs from base 2019 to 4604 and encodes 861 amino acids. Gene Ontology annotation, molecular function: metalloendopeptidase activity. Gene Ontology annotation, cellular component: plasma membrane. Gene Ontology annotation, biological process: protein processing. Lineage: Eukaryota; Metazoa; Arthropoda; Malacostraca; Decapoda; Varunidae. The record is from RefSeq and is a predicted model, not a curated record. The transcript has a single exon.